AUGACGAAGUCGCGCGGCUCCAAGGCGCACCUCGUUCACCACCCGUCCACUGCUAACAGGAGAAAAGCCGUCUUGCCCUGGAGGACGUCGUCGAUCAACAGCAACAAAGCUGAAGCCAUGACGUCCGUGGCAGCAGAGUUGAUUAACCAGGAAGAGCCGACAUCCCGGAGGCAAUCCGCGCUGUUAGCCACAGCCAGAGAGAAAGAGCCCACAGUUGUGGAGGCGGACUCCUUGGACACUAACAUUCCCAACAGUAAUGACACCGUGAGCGCUCUUCACCAGGUUUCCGACGCAGACCAUGAGCCAGAGUUGCUAUGCCCACCGAUUAUGACGAUUGAAGUGUGUGAACCCCCAAGUGCAAGCAACAGGAAGACGAUCCGUAUCUUCUUGCUGCUCGGUGGUGACCACGAUGGAGCCAUUUGCUGCACCAUCUCCCUCGUGUUUGCGACCAAAGAAAUCACCGAAAGCGAGGGGAUAUUCUACGCGACAGCACCAAACGAGACGACACGAACGAAGCCCGUGUUGCCGACUCAAAAGACUUUGGCCACCGCGCUACGUAUGCUGAAGAAGUGCGUGAUAACCAGAAUGGAGCGCGGUUUCGAGCAGCGUCCUGCUGGCCAACUCAUUGUCGUGGUUAAAAUGCUGCAAGAUCUGAACGAACGACAACCGCACUACAGCACCCCCGUUAUCAAGACGUCGCGGGACACUGCAUUCCACUGGAAUUUGAACAAUUCAGCGCUCAAGACACUGACGCAAAACCAGGUUAACCAGCUCUACGGGUUGUUCAAGUUCUACGACUCCUCCGCAGUUGGAGACGACCUGCCCUCAAUUAACUGCGCCCGACUCGUCGAAAUCCUCCGCGACGCCCGAUUGAUAAACGAAAGCAGCAGCAGCGGUACUAACGUUUGCUCCGUGAUGCCGUCAACUAGGGGCCUCCAAGUCGACAGUGUCGAGCGCAUUUUCGCUCAGGCAGUCAUGGGCAAGAUGCGCGUGUAUUUGGACGCGGACGGCCAACCUGCGUUCACGUUCCCUCUAUUCUGCGGCGCGCUCAUGAACUGUGCAAUGCUGUUAACUCCACUGUCACACCCUGAGGCUGCACUUCGUCAAAUUCUCCCCAUUCUCCUUGAGGGCUCAAUCGUAAAUGGGCAUCACGUCUCCGCCGACAAAGGGAUCCUUGGGCUCUUUCCUAAAGACGGCGCGAUCUCGAUGUGGACGCCUGGCCAGUUGCAGGAUCCGCAUCAAUCGACCGACGACUUUCGAGAAUCGACACCAUUCCAGCAAGUGAUAGCAGACUGUACACGCGAUAAGGCUCUGGAGGAGCUGAAGCAGGAGAAGCUGACGAGGUGCUAUCAUAUUCCUGAUCGCCUGCUUGCAAGCUUCCACCGAGACACGAUCGCGCUCGUUUCCGACAAGUUCCGCACCUUUGACGUGUUUGAUCGCGGUACUUUGCCGCGGCAGGAAGUCUUCCCCCUACUUUCGAGUGUGGGCAGACGCGCAGACCUCCCCGAUCCAUACGCAGUUCUGGCAAAUCUGUCUGCGUCAAAUGGCCCUUCGUCGGAGAUGAGUGGUGGCGGCGGUGAAUUGACACUGGUACAGCUGCUCCAAGCCAUUGAAGCGACCCGAGACUCGAAGCUGCAUUCAAUCACAGCUCGACUCGGCGCAAUGAAGGUGAACAACCACCCACGCGUGGACCCAGCGGCUGAAGACGAAUCUGCUUUGGAUGGACAUUUGCCUCCCGCCAUCAAGGAAACUGCGGACGACGAUACUGACCAUGAUCACACCGCAAGCUCCACUCACCACCAUGGCAAUGCCGGUGGCUCCAUCAGCAAAGAGCGGAAAAAGUUGGGAGUGCCUCGCUCAAAGUCUCGACGGUCUAUGCUAUCGCAGCCAGGUCCGGGAGGCAGUUCGUCCAGCUCCUCGAGUCACUCGCUGAUAGGUAGUAAGCACCGCGGCGGGUCUAAGAACCGCCUCGCUCAUCACGCCUCCACCUCAGGCAAGAAGAAGAUAGAGCUGCGACGAAAGUCGUCGACAAAAGGCCGCAUUCUCGGCAUUGCGACUACCGACUCGGAGAGCCAUGGAUCGGUGAUGCAGUCGAUGGAGUCAGGCUCGCACUCCCAUCGCUCGAACAACUCCGACAGCUCCGAUUAUCAGGAGACGGCGGGCUCCUUCACUCCUCGUAGUGAUGACUUCAGUACCGAUCGGCGCAACAGCAGGUACUUCGAGCACAAUGGACACGUGAGCACAGCGGCGACUCACGUGCAUGAACCAUCGAGCAACAGCAAGACACUUCGCAUCUUCUUGCUGCUGGGCGGGGACCACGACGGCGCCAUUUGCUGCACGCUUUCGUUGAAGCUUGCAACCCGCGAAAUUGUGGAGAGCGAGGGGACUUACUACUCAGCCGCACCGAGCGAAAUCACGCGACUGAUGCCCGUGCUGCCCACGCAAAACAGUCUCACCAACGCGCUGCUGCUGCUCAAGAAGUGCGUGUCGAUCAAACAGGAACGCGGCUUUGAGCUCCGCCCCGCUAAUCAACUGGCUGUCGUGGAUGACAUGCUGCUUAAGCUCAAAAACCGAGAGCCACGCUUCAGCAUCGCUCUGAAGCCCGGGCCCAGAGCAUCACUUGCCGCCGCGUCAACGGUAAAUCUGAGUCCAGCUAAUCCAGCAAACACCACGAAGGCGGAGGAGGAGGAGGGAGGAAUAUUGACUUCGUCCUCUUUGGACUUGAUUCCUGCUUUGAAGAUUGAAUCCCGCCCAAUUUUGUCAUCCCCGCCACGGCAGCAGAAACCUCUCUCUCUUCCCAAGCCUGCGUACAAGCAUCAAUUCGAACUUCCGAGCAACUACAGAGAUAUAGUCGCAUCGUGGGAGGUCUCCAAAAGCGACGAAUAUGCAUGGGUCCACGCUGUAAACGCCGCGUCGCCACUGAAGCCGGCUUCACCGCUCCGCACCAAAACAAAACCCCAUCGAAGUGGCCACCUCAGUCCGCUUCGACUUCCGCAUAGACACGACUAUUAG
This is a messenger RNA of Phytophthora sojae, 3012 nucleotides long. RefSeq lists its product as hypothetical. Bases 1 to 3012 code for a protein of 1003 amino acids. NCBI's taxonomy places the organism in Eukaryota, Oomycota, Peronosporomycetes, Peronosporales, Peronosporaceae. The transcript has 2 exons. The record is from RefSeq and is a predicted model, not a curated record.